UCAACACGUUUCCGCUUUCGAUUUAAGUUGCUCUCACUGACUCCCGACAAAAUAUUGAUAUGGAUGUUACUACUCAACCUAGAUCUGAUGAAAGUUGUACGUUUUAUUUAAUAAAAAAGAGACGAUUUUGUAGAUUUAAACCUAAACAUGGUCAGCUCUAUUGUCCAGAGCAUGCCUGCAUGAUGGGCGCUAGUGGUGAUCGAAAAAGAAUUCCGUGCCCUCUUAACCCAACUCACAAUUGUUAUGAAGAUGAAUUAGAAAAGCAUAUAAAAAAGUGUAAUGUUACAAAAAUAAGAAAAGCCUUUGAACAAUCUGCUUAUUAUGCCAAAGGAAUCAAUCGUGGUCAUCAGCCAUCUAAAGUUGAAUGUCAAAAGAUAUGUGUGAAAGAUUUGACUUCAUCCCAACUUGCUGAAAUGAUAGAAAGAGUUAAUAUUUUGUAUGGUACUUAUGUUGAAGAUGUUGCCAAGGUUGUUUAUGAGCAUGAUUGUGUUCGCACUGAAAUUUGUGAUUCCCAGAAUGAAGAUCUCACCAGUGCUUUUGGUCCUCAGGCAGCACUUAAAAAAGAGCUUUUACAGCAGGCUUCUCUGGUAGGUCAGCUUGACAGACUUUCAUUACUGACUGACGGAAACUGUUUUGUGGAACUAGGUGCAGGAAAAGGAAAACUGUCUCAUUGGAUACAAAAAGCAACUAAAACAUGUCAACAUAACUCAUUCAUAUUAGUGGAAAGAAGCAGUGUCCGAUACAAGAUGGACUCUUUCCACAAACAAGGAGGGGAUGAAUCAUGUUUUCAAAGAAUCAAGAUUGACAUAGAAGACUUAAAUUUAGGUUGUGUGCCUGGGGUGAAAGAUGCAAACAAUGUGAUAGUUGUAGGUAAACACCUAUGUGGUGGAGCCACAGACAUGGGCUUAAGAUGUGCAACACACACCUUGGUCUCACAGCCUGCCACUCAAGUAAAAGCAAACACUCUGGGUGGAUCAUCUUAUCUUGAAAAUGCACUUUUUGAUUUAACUUCAAAUAGGGAGUCUUCAACUAGUACAGAAAGUAAAGAGUUGCAGGAACUGACGGGUCCAUCAAGAACAGAGAUGACAACCAAUGUUGUCAAAGAAGUCCAUGAGCCACCAGCUAAAGCUCCAAAACUCUGCGAGUCUAAGAGACCACUACAAGGAAUCAUGAUAGCUCUCUGUUGCCACCAUCAAUGUACCUGGGACACUUAUUCAGGGCAAGAAUUUAUGCAAACUAUCGGUAUAUCUCCAGAAAACUUUGACUUGCUGACACGUCUAAGCAGCUGGGCUACUUGUGCUAAGACUACUGCUAAAUCAAUAAGAGAAACAACUGUUAACAAUAGUGAUGCUAUAAUGAUGGAUGACCCAAAAGAUGUUUCUGAAGAUCACAAUACAAAAGAUUUAAUCAAUAGUGAUUAUAACAAACCUUUAAGGGAACAGUUGAGUGUUAGGCAAAGAGAGGAAAUAGGACGUAAGUGUAAGAGACUUAUUGAUACUGGACGUCUACACUUUUUAAAAUCCAAAGGCUUGCGGUGUUUUCUGAGAGAAUACAUCGAUGAAAGUAUAACGCCAGAAAAUGUUGUCCUUAUUGCUUUAUCAUCAUCCAAUAAAACUUAUAUUUAGAUUCUAUUAA
Biomphalaria glabrata is the source of this 1635-nucleotide messenger RNA. RefSeq names its product tRNA:m(4)X modification enzyme TRM13 homolog. Gene Ontology annotation, biological process: tRNA methylation. The transcript has 13 exons. The coding region runs from base 60 to 1625 and encodes 521 amino acids. Lineage: Eukaryota; Metazoa; Mollusca; Gastropoda; Planorbidae. The record is from RefSeq and is a predicted model, not a curated record.